Molecule: messenger RNA, 2958 nt
Organism: Lepisosteus oculatus (spotted gar)
Lineage: Eukaryota; Metazoa; Chordata; Actinopteri; Semionotiformes; Lepisosteidae
Source: RefSeq, a predicted model, not a curated record
GCCAGACCAACCCGCUCCUCUGCCCUAGCAUCCCGACACCUAAUUCAUAGAAAAGUUCGGAUGUAGCUUAUUUUUAACUCUGCUUUGCAUUGUAAUGAACGUUGUCUUUAACCACGUCUGUUGCUUGUAAUUAACGCUGAACGACUCAACCAGAAAUGCCUGCGUUUGCAUUUUCUUUUAUCGGUGCAGCAGGGGGUGUCCGUUUUCAAGAGCUUUACGCGUGGAUACCGAAAGGUGACCCAGUCCACAUGCCAGCACCUUAUAAAACACCACAGACCCCUUUUCACACGAGGUUGGCCUUGAGAGGAGCAACCUGAAAAACUACCAAAAAUAAUCUGCUGCUCUGGGGGUGGGGGGGGAGAUUUUGACUCUGAGCUGCGAUGCGGCGCAUCAAUGUCGUGAGAUGCUGCGUGUGAGAAAAAGGCAUAGCGCAGUCGGGCCCGGAGGACCGUCAGCACUUUCUCCUGCACUGCCAAAAAAAAAAGGGAGAAAAAAAACCUGAGGGGAGGAUUAAGAGUAAGAGAGAGAGAGAGGGAGAGGAGCUGAGAGGACAAGAGUGGCGCACUAAAACCUCCCUGCUGCUUGCGCGUUGUGACUGUUCCUGGCCAGCGCCGCGACGAAAAUAACUUUUCGCAACCCGCAGAACUUUGUCGUUCAUCUUGUAUUCUACAUCUACAAAUUGCACCAGAGGGGAUAAUGCUGGGGUGGCUGACGGUUACCUGUGUCUUCUUGGCUCUGGCCUUGCCUGUGACGUCACGCCUUGCCGAAGCAGACAAAGGAAGGAGAAAGGUGGUUCACGUUCUGGAGGACGAGAGCGGCGCCGUGGUGGUGCAGACGGCGCCGGGGAAGGUGGUGACCCACCGCGGCGGCUCCAUCACCCUGCCGUGCCGCUACCACCACGAGCCGGAGGGGCCGGAGCCCGCCCGCAUCCGCAUCAAGUGGACCAAGGUGACGGGCGCGCUGCAGUUCGAGGACGUGUUCGUGGCGCUGGGGCGGCAGCAGCGGACGUUCGGCGGCUACCGCGGCCGGGUGUCCCGGCAGGGGUCGGGCCUGGGGGACGCGUCGGUGGUCAUCCACAACGUGACGCUGCAGGACUACGGCCGCUACGAAUGCGAGGUGACGGAUGACAUGGAGGACGACACCGGGUUCGUCAACCUUGACCUGGAAGGGGUGGUGUUCCCUUAUCACCCUCGGCUGGGCCGCUACAAGAUGAACUUCCACGAGGCGCAGGAGGUGUGCGGGCAGCAAGACGCCAUCUUGGCGUCCUACGGGCAGCUGCACGCCGCCUGGCUGGAGGGGCUGGACUGGUGCAACGCCGGCUGGCUGGAAGACGGCUCCGUGCAGUACCCCAUCUCCCAGCCCCGGGACCAGUGCGGGCGCAAGGAGACCCCCGCCGGGGUGAGGAACUACGGCUACCGCCACAAGGAGGACGAGCGCUACGACGCCUUCUGCUUCACCUCCAACCUGAACGGCAAAGUGUAUUUCCUGAAGAGACACAAGAAGCUGAGCUACGCAGAGGCAGUCAAGGCCUGCCAGCGGGAUGGCUCCACCAUCGCCAAGGCGGGCCAGCUCUACGCCGCCUGGAAGAUCCAGCUGCUGGACAGAUGUGAGGCCGGCUGGCUGGAGGACGGAAGCAUCCGCUACCCCAUCGUCAAUCCGCGGAGGCGCUGCGGGGGCUCCGCGCCGGGGGUGCGCACGCUGGGCUUCCCAGAUAAGAAGUACCGCCUGUACGGGGCCUACUGCUUUCGCCAGGACGCCGAGGGUCCCGACGGCACGGCCGAGGGCCAGGAGAAGAGCAACAGCACCACAGGCAAGAGCCCGGCGGGGCUCUGAAGCCCGGGAGGAGGAGGUGCGACUCUGGGGGAGCGCUGCUGCACGGCACCAGGGCGCUCCCAAGACUUGCUCCCCAAAAAAAAUGACUGACAAGGUGAUCCGCGGCACUUCGACCGGUACGAAGCUGUCUGCCUUUCAGAAAGGGGAUGUCAGUCAUCUUCGGCGCAAGUCUCGAGUCCUCUUCUGAAAAGGGAAAUGAGCUCCUGCUGACGCGGCUCAUGAGCAGCAGAUAACAAAGAGCUUCGUUAGGUCCAUUGUCUACCAUCCCAACUGCCUCCACACUGGAAGAUCAGCAUUUUUCAUUACAGUCUCCGUUUUGCUUAGCUUUGCCAGGAAAACCGUCCGCGACGCAGACGCCCCUGUCGGUGACACACUAAUUACAUUUAGCUUCUUUAUUCAUAUUUCCUAAUGAAUGCAAUGCAUUAGUCAUGGUUUGUCUCCCUCAGGCCUGGUUAUGAGUGAGUGAUGAGGGAGGGAAAGCAGCUGAUUUUGAUCUGGGUCUCUUUGAAUUCUAACCAGCUUCAUCUGUGCUUUACCGCUGAUUUCCUGCUCACGGGAAUGGUGGCAGUUUUACUUUGCCUCUGAGGUUUCCAUCAGAUCACCAGGAUGGGUACAGAACAAUUUAAAAGGAGAAAACCACUCAUCUGUUGAUCACUGGUGAUGAAAGCAUUCUCCUUUUUAGUGCCCUAUGCUUGCAUAAUAUUAUCUAGAGUAUUUACCAAUAAUACAAUCAGUGGUCAAGUGUUAGGAAACCCUCCAGUCCAUCGAAUGACUCUCAGCGACCGGGAGAUUUCAGCAGAACAGGAGGCCUCCAUCAUCUUCCCCAGCCAGAGCAGUCCUAGGUCUCCACCGUGUUCGGUAGCAGCAGGAGUGGUAGAUAACACAGAUCCAGCCCACACAUCUAGACAGGACAGGCCUGAGCUGCAGAUGGUUCCGAACCCCCUGGAAUUUUGCAUGUCAAGCUGCUUGCUUCUCAUAGAGGUUCAGCACACCCGACAUUGGAUGAAGGGGGAAGGUUCCUAAUAUUUUGACCAUUGAGCGUAUUAUCAAAUUGGAACAAGUAAAGGUUUAUUCUGUGCAGAAAAGAAAAGAGACGCAACGUUUCGGCUGUGGAGCCUUUUUCAG